UUUUUUUUUAAGGGCGAUUCUCGAGGUUUUAAGCUUCGGGAGGACUGCCCCCUCCUUCCUCCUCUCACCGCUCCCCUCUACUCCUUCAGGAUCUGAUUUUGCUUUACCCCACCCCCCUUUUACCCCCCAGUCUUGCGGUGACUUGCUUGGGUCACCCUCCGGCGAUUUUUUUGUUUGUUUUGUUUUUCCUUUGGUUUUGUUUUUUAGCUUGUUUUCUCGGGGUUGUGUUGUGUGUGGAAAUGGCGACCCGGGCAAUUACAAACAGCAUGCCUAACUUUUACAGAUCCGUGAUCGAAGACGUUAUCGAUGAGGUGAGAGACAUCUUUUUGGAAGAAGGAGUCGACAAACAGGUCCUGAUGGAACUGAAAACCCUGUGGGAGGAUAAACUAGCGCAGUCGAGGGCCGUGGAUGGAUUUCAUUCGGAAGAGCAGCAGCUUUUACCGCGAGUUCAACAGCAGCGUCAAACCCAGCAACAGUGGCCUCCUCACCACCACCACCACCACCUGCAAGCUCCACCGCAGCCCGCGGCCCCUCAGCAAGCGCGGCCCCGGCAGGUCCUCAUUCCUGCACCGCGGCCAGCUGCCGCGCCACAAGCUGCUGCUGCUCCGGAUUCUAAGCUGACAAAGCCCAUGAGUGCAUCCAACGUGAGUGCUGCUGCUACAGCUGCCAUCUUAGCACUCCCUGCUGGAGUGACUCCCGUGCAACACGUAUUAACAAGCUCAGGCCAGCUUCUUCAAGUGAUCAGAGCAGCCAACGGUGCCCAGUAUAUCCUCCAGCCUCGGCAGCCCGUGGUUCUGCCGCAGCAGGCUAGACCACCCACGCAGCCUGGCGGAGUACAGCAGGCAUCGGCCCCUCUUCCUGGAGGGACUUCGCCACAGACAGCGGUCAUCCUCCAGCCUCAGCAAAUCGUAUUUACCGGAAGUAAGGCUCGAGUUAUCGCCACCACGGCGGGGGCUCCCACCCCAGCCCACGCGCGGAUAACGGCAGCUGGCCAACAGCCACCGCAGGCCCAGCCUGCCCAGCAACAGGCUCCCUCGGUAUUGCAAGUGGAUGGAACUGGGGAUACAUCGUCUGAAGAAGAUGGCGAUGAAGAAGAUGACGACGAUGAGGAGGAGGAGGAAGACAAAGAGAAAGGUGGAGCUGAAGGUGGGCAGGUCGAAGAGAUGCCCCUCAACAGCGAUGACGACGUGAGUGACGAGGAAGGAGAGAAACUCUUUGAUACCGAACACGUGGUUGUGUGCCUCUACGAUAAGAUACACAGAAGCAAAAACAAGUGGAGAUUUCAUCUCAAGGAUGGCAUUAUGAGUCUUCAGGGAAGAGAUUAUAUAUUUUCCAAAGCCUUUGGAGAUGCAGAAUGGUGAAGCGUUGGUUCUUUGCUUUUAUAAAUAAGAUGAAAGAAACUUUAAAAAAAAUUAAAAGGGACCGUUUGACACUUGGGACAUACGCCAACCAAAACUUAACUUCUGCAUGCCAGAAAAAGUGCUGUGGAAGCAAAGCUACCGGAACAAAGAGGCCUUGACAGCACAGACACUACUUCUAACGGGCGAGCCAUGGAACUGCAGCGCCUGGGGUUGCUGGGGAUUUUGGGGUUUUGUGUAGGAAAACCCUAAUUGUCCAUGUUAAAUACAGGUGCCUGCCACUGGUCAUUAGCAUGUAAAGCUUUGUCUG
Messenger RNA from Pipistrellus kuhlii (Kuhl's pipistrelle), 1668 nucleotides. Its product is annotated as transcription initiation factor IIA subunit 1-like. Gene Ontology annotation, cellular component: transcription factor TFIIA complex. The transcript has a single exon. The coding region runs from base 240 to 1361 and encodes 373 amino acids. Gene Ontology annotation, biological process: transcription by RNA polymerase II; transcription initiation at RNA polymerase II promoter. NCBI's taxonomy places the organism in Eukaryota, Metazoa, Chordata, Mammalia, Chiroptera, Vespertilionidae. The record is from RefSeq and is a predicted model, not a curated record.